AUUGAACACAAAGUUCUUUUUAGGCGCGUUUCUUAAUGCUAGGCGAAAACCCACCAAAAGUAGUAUGGACAAUUCCUGUAAACUUUGUAAGUGCCAAUUAUCCAUCUUUCAACAGAACUACGCCCGAUGUAUGGCUUACAGGGGGCGAGGAUUUCGUAACCGUUCCAUAUGUGAGCGACAAUGAUUGGAUCAUUGCGAAUAAAAAGCAGACGGGAUACUACCGUGUAAAUUAUGACGAAAAGAACUGGAACCUUAUCAAAAAGGCACUGCUUGGGGACCAUAACAAAAUCGAUGUCCUUAACAGGGCUCAAAUCAUUGACGACACGUUUAUGUUGGCUCGGUCCCGACAGUUGGCUUAUGAUAUACCAAUAUCUAUUGGACUAUACCUCAAACAAGAAAAGGACUACGUUGCAUUUUAUCCUUUCUAUAGAGCCAUCGGGUACUUAGAUAAUAUACUUUAUUCAACCAAUGGUAGAGAUAAAUUAAAAGAAUACGUUAAUAAUGUUUUACAAGACACCUACAAACAGCUUCAUUUUAAUGAAAAUGUCAAUGACAAACACACGGAUAAAUUAAAUCGAAUUAACGUACUGAAUUGGAUAUGUAAAAUGGACCAUGCGGAUUGUAGAUCAACGUGUUUGGAUAAAUUUAGGGCUUGGAAGGAUCGUAAAGCAAUUAUACCGGUUAAUUUACAACUUUCAGUAUUUUGCGGUGCAAUGCGAGUGGGUAGUAAACAUGAUCACAGCACACUGCACAAGGCAGCUAAAGAAUUAAAACUAGAUGAUAGAGAUUUGCGUUCUGCCAUGAUAACUUCAUUGGGAUGCAGUGAAAAUGAAGAGAUUUUGCAUAGUUACCUUAAUUCCGCUUUAGAAAAAGAUGCGGUAUUUGGACCUGACUUAGUUUUUCCGUCAGUUUAUACAGGAGGAGGUGUGGGGGUUCAGGCUGUUUUAAACCUUUUAUUGAAACAAGGAAAGUUUGAAAAAUUACAACAAAGAUCUGAAAAUAUAGAAGACCUUUUAAAUGGUAUAGCUUCGCGCAUCUCCGGAGAUAAUCAAUUUGAACAACUGACAAGGCUGUCGGUCACCCAUGACAAAUCAUUAUUUAAAAGGGCACUAGAAAUCGCCAAAACGAAUAAGGAAUGGUUUUCAGCGAAUGGUCCUGCAUUAUUAGAAGCUUUAGAUAAGGCCAAUGGAUCUACUUUAUUGACAAACAUUUUUAUAUUGACGAUCGUAUCUGCUGCUACUAGUAUAUUUUAUUAUUAAUUUAGUAUAGAUACAGCGGCUAUACUAGGUUUUACUUAAUACUAUGUCUGUGUACAUAUUUUCGCAUGGAAAAUUACCAUUUUGUUUUAUAAUUUCUGAAUGUGAACUGGGAUGGUGUGGUGCCCACAAUCACUCCAUUUCUGGCGUGCGGGAACGAUCGCAUAUAUAAUUUUUACUCAAGUAUCCUCGCAAAUAUCCUACUAAAAUUUGAGCCACUCA
This is a messenger RNA of Photinus pyralis (common eastern firefly), 1478 nucleotides long. RefSeq names its product aminopeptidase N-like. Gene Ontology annotation, biological process: proteolysis; peptide catabolic process. Gene Ontology annotation, molecular function: zinc ion binding; metalloaminopeptidase activity; peptide binding. The transcript has 6 exons. Lineage: Eukaryota; Metazoa; Arthropoda; Insecta; Coleoptera; Lampyridae. Bases 36 to 1259 code for a protein of 407 amino acids. Gene Ontology annotation, cellular component: cytoplasm. The record is from RefSeq and is a predicted model, not a curated record.